CUCCGGGCGGGGCGGUUGGACGGUAUACCAAAUGAGGAUACAAAGGUAGUGAUACAAAUUUCUUUCAGACUUUCAAUGCGCCGCCCAGUCAAAUUGUAAUUAUACAAAUUUCGCAAGUGAUGUGUUUAUUUGGGUCUGAGAAACAUUCUGAGUGAGAACUAGAGUGGAGAUACACAGUAGCCGCAAGGGCAGCAACUCGCCAUCGGCACAACAGAGAUAUAUAAAAUGCCUAGAUCUAGAAUUCUGCAAAUAUUUAGUCGCUGUUCUAAGCAAAGCCGAGUAUUUCUCUUUUAUCGCCAAAGUAGGAGCAUUUCUGCUCUUCCCAACUAUACCCAGCUAGAUGAUCUUCAAGAGCAGGUUUUAGUUGAAGGGAGAUCGAAAUCAAGAGCAGCAAUACUCAAUAGACCAUCUGCACUCAAUUCUCUCACUAGCUCUAUGGUGCCUCGCUUAAAUAGAUUGUACAACUCAUGGGAGGAGAACUCUGAAAUUGGAUUUGUUCUGAUGAAGGGAAGUAAUCAAGCUUUUUGUUCUGGAGCUGAUGUUGUUAUGCUUCAUCAGUUGAUGAAUGAAGGGAAAGUUGAAGAAUGCAAAAUUUUCUUCCAGACACUCUAUAAUUUUAUCUACCUUUUAGGAACAUAUCUGAAACCACAUAUUGCAAUUUUAGAUGGUAUUACAAUGGGAAGUGGGGCGGGUAUUGCCCUUCCUGGAAUGUUCUGCGUUGCAACUGAUCGAACUGUUUAUUCUACUCCAGAAACUCAAAUAGGGUUCCAUCCUGAUGGCGGGGCCUCAUUUUAUCUUCCCCGGCUUCCUGGCUACUUAGGUGAAUAUUUGGCUUUAACAGGUGAAAAGCUUAACGGUGUGGAAAUGGUUGCCUGUGGUCUUGCAUCGCACUACAUACUAAAAGAAAGGCUUCCAUGGAUUGAAGAACGGCUUGGUAAAUUGAUGACAGACGAUCCUUCUGUUAUUGAAAGCUCUCUUGCUCAGUAUGGAGAUCUUGUUUAUCCAGAUAGAAGAAGCUUUCUUCACAAGAUUUAAACUCAGGGAAGAUGAUUGGCAGUGCUAAGAUGUGUUCCGGACUAUAUGUUCUACGUGAUGAAAUUUCAUCCACCAACACAAACCAAAAGUCUGAAAUGAUCGAUAAAUGCUUCAGUCCAGACACAGUUGAGGAAAUAAUUGAAGCUUUGGAAAAGCAGGCAGCUGAGUCGUAUGAUGAAUGGUUUACUUCAACUCUCAAAAAGAUAAAAGCAGCUUCUCCUUUAAGCUUGAAAGUCACUUUGAAUUCAAUUAGGGAAGGGAGAUUUCGGCCACUUGAGCAGUGUCUGACAAGUGAAUAUCGUGUAUCCGUGAACUGGAUUUUGAAGCACGUUUCUGGUGAUUUUUGUGAGGGUGUUCGUGCAAGAUUAAUUGACAAGGAUUUUGCUCCAAAGUGGGAUCCGCCACGAUUGGAGGACGUUACGAAGGACAUGGUUGACGGCUUCUUUGCUCCCCUGGCCGAGUUCGAAUCAGAACUAAACUUGCCAACAUCGAUACGAGAGCCUUUUGCCUAAUCUGUUUGUGCCACUUCACCUUGUAGUUGAGGAGAUUCGGAAGGAUUCAAGUUCAUCUUCAGGUCUUUUGGCGGGCGACAUCAAGGAAAUCAGUUUAUGGUUUUCUCAUAUUUCCUUUUCUUUUGUUAGGCGUUCAGCAAACAAAGUCGCUCACGAACUGGCAAGAGCGGCGAGUUCUAUGUCUGUAGGUCAAUUUUGGUUUAUUGAUCCCUGGGAUGCAUUGCUCAAACUUUGUCUUUUGAUUCUAUUAAUACAGCUUAAGGUGAUUUCUUUUUAAAAAAAACUAGACUAUGAUGAUUUCGGAGAUAUACUAUUCUUAUUUUAAGGGAUGAUCAUAUAAUGCCUCAAGCGGGUAUAUAUUUGUGGCAUAGAGUUAGGUAAUAUUAACUUUUCGAGAGUGUCAUACACUAGAAAUUUUAUCCUAUUUAAGCAUAAU
This is a messenger RNA of Cuscuta epithymum, 1983 nucleotides long. The record is from the annotation of a GenBank genome assembly. NCBI's taxonomy places the organism in Eukaryota, Viridiplantae, Streptophyta, Magnoliopsida, Solanales, Convolvulaceae.